AUGGACCCCAGCACCGCCCAACAGGGCCAGCAGCCCGCGGCCCCCACGAUCGCCUCGCUUGGCGACGACCUGCUGGCCAAGUGUUUCUCUUUGCUGGAGCAGGCGGACCUGCUCUCUACAACGGCCCUCGUGUGCCGGCGCUGUCACAAGGUCAGCACCAGGCGAGAGCUGGUGCAGCAUGUGAAGUUCCGGGGCAGCGAUGAUUGGGCGGCCACGGUGCAGGGUGCCCGGUCGCUGCUGCGGUGGAUGCGGCGGCACGGCCAGGCGGUACGCAGCCUCGAUGUCUCGCUGGAACCCGUCAGCGAGAUCGAGCAGGCAGAGUUUGCGUCGGUGCUGGACGGCUGCAUCACCGUCUGCGCCGGCAGCCUGGAGCGCCUGACGCUGUACCUAUUCGGCCGCAGCUACACGCUUGGGGGCUAG
Chlorella variabilis is the source of this 420-nucleotide messenger RNA. RefSeq lists its product as hypothetical. The transcript has 2 exons. The record is from RefSeq and is a predicted model, not a curated record. Lineage: Eukaryota; Viridiplantae; Chlorophyta; Trebouxiophyceae; Chlorellales; Chlorellaceae. Gene Ontology annotation, molecular function: protein binding. Bases 1 to 420 code for a protein of 139 amino acids.